Messenger RNA from Guillardia theta CCMP2712, 12408 nucleotides. RefSeq lists its product as hypothetical. The record is from RefSeq and is a predicted model, not a curated record. Bases 1 to 12408 code for a protein of 4135 amino acids. The transcript is spliced from 42 exons. Lineage: Eukaryota; Cryptophyceae; Pyrenomonadales; Geminigeraceae.
AUGCUCGACCAGCCGCAAGUGCUGGUGUCAGAUGUCGCGUCAGGUGGCCUGGUGACGGUAAAGGUAGAAGAGGUAUCAAGAGUACCCCUGGGAGGCAAACCGUCGUACAUCACGUCAGGAGGGUUGGUCAAGUUCACCGACCUCUCAGUCCGUCAAAGUCAAAAUUGCACCUUGCGCUUCUUUGUAGACGGGACGCCAGCAGAAGCGCUGUCGUCAAGCUUCUUUGUUGAUGUGAUUGCAAUUGUUUGGAUGCUUAAACCGGUUGCUAGCAUCUAUCAGCAAUUCCUCGUGACCUCCUGGACCGCUGGUCAAUAUUUGAACCCAGCGCCAAAGGCAUUUCUCAGAAACAGUGACAACAACACACUGGUCAACGCUAGGGUUCCAGUGUUUGCCACGUUGUUGGAUGAACAACAACGUGUUCAGAAAUUUCAAGUCGAGAAAUCACCACGGUUUUCAGUUGAGUCAAACUCGUCUUGCUGCGCUUGCAGUACAACCACAUGUACGGCAUGUACGAUGCCAUCGGGCGGGUACGCGGAAUUUCUGAAUGCAACAGUUACCAAGGCUGGACGAUACUCGCUCAGUGUCAAGGUCCUCGAGUACGACGUGUCGGGAUCCGCUACCAACCUGAUGCUCCUUGAACCCCUCGUGACAAGUUACAUCGAUGGGCUGCAGUCAAGAGCUCUCUCCCCAGCUCCUGUCAUCCAGUUCAGUGACCAGUAUGGCAACCCAACGGUCCUGUCCGACACAAGUCUGCCGGCAGUGACGGUGUCUGCGGUGUUGUGCGUUGACGGGUCAGACGCAGCAGCUCGAGCAAGUUCAGCCUGCCUCUGCAACAACACGGCUUGCCUCUCGUCUCAGUUCCAGAGCUCUCAGCCCUUCGGUGAAGCUUGUCGUCUGAUGUUGUUGUGUGUAAUGAGAUGGGAAGGGCUCGAGGGCAAGACAACCUCGGUCUUCGCCGGCAACACGGCAAAGUUCACAGACCUGCGAGUGACAGUGGCAAGGCAAGACUUGUUCCUCGCGUUUAAGCAGACUGUUCUCACAUUGAGUUCGGACUUCAUUCUCUCCACGAAGUUCAUUGUCAGUCCAGGGUCCUUGUCCAGUCUGGAGUUGGUACGAGAUCCAGGUCUCAUCAGCAACUGCCUCCGAUGUCCUGUGGCGGUCAACGUUGCCGACCAGCCGCUUGUUGCGACUGUUCGUCUUCUCGAUCGCUUCCUCAACCUCAUUUCCUUCUGCUCCUCCAUCGCCUGCUUCGGCCUCUCCUCCUCCCCCAUCGACGUCUCCCUCCUCCAGGCGCAGGCCAGCACCCCGCAGAGUCUCAGCAGGGGAACCACCAGCCAGGCAACAGCUGGACUUAUAGACUUCACGGACUUGUUCGUGACAGGAGCAGGAGGAGGGUAUCAGCUUCGCUUCUCCGUUCCAGGGAAGAACAUCUCUGUCCUCUCCUCCUCCUUCUCCGUCGUCAACGGUGCCCCCAGGAGCUUCUUCGUCCUCAACGCCUCCUCAGUCAUCGCCGACUCCAACUUCCUCCCCCUCCAGCCCACCAUCCAAAUCUCCGACGCGCGCGGCAACCGCGUCUCCUCCGACUGCUACACGAGCUGCUCCACCAAGGCAAAGUGUGACCCCCUUGCUCCUCAGGACUGCCCGGUGGAGGCAAAGGUUGCUCUCUCCUCCUCCUCCUCCUCCUCCUCCUCCUCCUCCUCCUAUAUCUUUGGGGCUCAGACGCUCUCGCUCGUCACUGGCACGGCGACGUUCACCGAUCUUGCCAUCUUCGCUCUUCCUCCCUCCCAGGACGCGUGCAAGUGUCUCAACGGGCUCGCGCAGCAGUUCGAAGCUUGUCCCGCCUGCUUGGAUGUCGCGUGUUCCCUUCCCGCUCCCUUCCCCUUCUACCAGCUCAACUUCUCCUCCUCCACUGGAGACCCAACGGUUCGCAGCGCAACAUGGAACGUAACGAUGCAGCGGAAGGCGUCGAGGAUGUUCAUCAGGAAUCCACCGCCGUCAGUCGUGGCGCUCGAGCCGUUCGUGUCCCCGUUUGUCAUCGAGUUUCACGACUGCAGCGGUCAAAUCUCGACUUUGACCCGCGGACAAGUCACAGCUCGCAUCAAAGACAACGCGGGUGGGGGACGUUUGACGUCUGCCUCCGGCUUGACAGCUCAGUCGAAAGAUGGAAUCGCCGAGUUCACAGAUCUCAGCAUCGAUCUCUUUGCCAACGGCUACACCCUCGCCUUCACCUUCAACAGCAUCUUCUCGCUUCCUGACAUCGUCUCUCCGGCGUUCUCAGUCAAGAAACCCGUCAGAGCGCUGGUCAUCGCCCAACAGCCUGUGGCCGUCCAAGCCGGUCUUCCUCUCAAAGCUGCCAAGAUCAACUGCAACGAUGAGGAUGGAAAUCUCGUUGACCUCUCGCGUAUCGCCGUCGAUGCAAAGAUUGAGCUGAACCCAGCCAACCUGCAGGAGCACGACCCGGGUCAGUCGGACCUCACAGGAACGUUGCAAGAGAGAGCUAAUGGCGGGGUUGCGACUUUCAACAACCUCAUACUGAACAAGGCAUCGCUGGGUCAGAAUUUGACUCUUGUAGACUUCAAGAUUUCAUUUCAAGCUGCCGGAGCUUCAGUCUCCUCCCUUGCCUUCCAAGUGCUCCCAGGACCUUGGACCAAACUCUUCCUCCCCAAAUUCGGACAGCCCAUCGGAGGAGAAGCGGGAAAAGUUUUAGUCCGGCAGCCUAUGGUUUAUCUCGUGGAUCAGUGGAACAACCGAGUCUGCGAUGGCGCUUCUCUCGCUUGCCCAGCCAACGCGUCCGAUGGGCUGCUGGUGUUUGUGACCCUUCAGGCGCCUGCUGCCGUGCAGGAAGCGAAUUCAUCGCUUCUGCUUCAAGACAGCUGCGACCUAAUCUGCGAGGGUCUGCGACCCAUCAAAUGUAGGAGUUGUCAAUAUCACAACGCGACCGUUAAAGCUGGCAUCGCCAGCUUCACGGAUCUUCGCAUCGAUCGAGCAUGCGACGCAGCUUGCGGCGGCUUCUCCUUCACCUUUCAGGCGCAAUCAGUGGCGGCCACUAGCGACAUCUUCUUCAUACGCAACUCAGCUCCAGACUAUCCCGUCAUGUUGACUACCAUGGCAGUUGACAACCCUGCAGACCAGGCCCUCCUUGUUCAGCCUCAGGUCACAGUCAGAGAUCGUUUCGGAAACGCAGUAGCGCAAGACAUCAUACCCAACAGGACCGUCACAGCAACGCUCAUCUCUAAGACCAGCAUUCCCUCCUCUGGCACUCGCUGCGGCUUCUCCUUCACCUCCCUCGACGGCUCCUCCUCCAUCCCCGUCAACGAGCAGGGCAUCGGCGUCUUCACGGACCUGGCGAUCAGGACGGCAGGAGCUGGGUUCAAGCUGGAUUUUGCCUUCACGUCCUCCAAGGGUCUCAUCCUUGUGAGUUCUUCGGACUUCAACGUGGUUCCAGGGCAGACAGUCUCCCUCUGCUCUCUUGCCUCCCCCUCCGGCUGCUCCUCCAGAGCUGCCUGCUCCUUCUUCUCUCGUAUCGCCUGCGUCGACCAGUACGGCAACGUCAACCAGCAGUGCCAGUCGGGGGUGGGUAAGACCGCGCUUAUCGCCCCACCACAGGACAGGAUUGACUACCAGUACCUCGACUGCGGGGCAGGAAUAUGCGUCAAGCUCGUUGCUCCCUCCUCCACCUCUCUCUCCCUCGCUCGCACGUGGACGAACUUCGUCGAUUGCUCGCAGCGUCGGUGUGAAGAAGAGCCAGUAGCGGGAGUAGCUACUUUCACUCAGUUGUACUUCAAAGUGCCUUCGGCGCAGUACAAACUUCGCUUUUACAUGUACCGAGUGAACGAGUUUCUUCAGAAGGUGUCAACUUGGAGUGUUUUGACGGAACCCUUCACUAUCCUUCCUCUUCCUCCUCGGCUCACCUCAGCGUUCUUCUCGGCCUCUUUCAGCCAGCUUGUUAUCUACUUUGACAAGCCAACCAACAUGAACAACUCCCCCGGCACAGCUCUCGCCCUUCCCUGCACGAACCUACUGGACCCGAAAGUUAUCAGCCAGCUGGGCUCGAACCCGAGCUGCACCUGGUUGGACCCAUACAGCAUACAGGUGACGAUGGGGCUGGGGGCGACGAUCAGCAUGGAGACGCAGAUCUUGCUGGGGACCAGCUCGAACGUUACCUUCUCUUUCUCCUACAACGGCUCCCUCCUCACAUCUCUGCCAGCCACGACCUCCAAGACCUUCAUCAUCGACGGCAGCUCUCUUCCCACCAUCUUCCCAGCUUCUCCUCCAUCUCUUCCUUCCCCCACCCCCAUCGUCGUCAGCCCUCAGCUGCUGGGUGCUUGUGACCCGGUGCGCAUGGACGCGAGUUUGAGCUAUGGAAGGGCCAGCAGGAGCUUCACGCAGUUGGACUGGGCGCUGGACUUCAGCUCCUCGCUGCUCCAGGACGGCAUUCUGACAGCUGGGAACGUGCCCUCAUUCAGCAAACGGUCUAUUCACUUCUCCUCCCUCCUUCCCGGCGACCGCAGCACCGUCACGGUCUCGCUGCAGCCCAACAUUCCCCUCCUACCCGGCACCAACAUCACCAUCCACGGCCUCCCCGGAUAUUCGUCGCAGCCUCAAGCGUGCGGAACGCUGAGCGGAGCUGUAGAAGGUAGCGCGUGCACGUUGGGGCUGGACGCGAGUUUGACCUGCCACAACACGAGCAUCACAGGGAAGGACGCAGACCUGUUCGCCGGCGGAGGAGGAAACUUGUCGUUUGCAGAAUGGGUGGACGAGGGGCUGAGACGCGGGAACCUGGUGAUGAAGAUGGGAGAAGGAAAGUUCAUGUCAGAAGAGACGAUCUCUGUGUUUUCCUUCGAGCUCGUCCUCCCGACUCUUGACGUCUCUUCCUGGAUCACCGACGGCCAGCUUGUCUCAUCAACGUCUCCCUACCCUCUUGCCAUCUCCACAGACUCGCAGAUUGGACGGAUCGCCAUGCAAAGCGCCUCUUCCGACAUCAUCCCAGCUACUUUCCUGCUCGACCGGCGGCCACCCGACCUGGUACGAGGAAGCAUCGCUCAGUCUUCCUCCGCCAACUCUGCUCUUAACUUCAUCACCUUCUCCUUCUCGCUCUCGCUCUCCCUCGGCCCUGGGAGUCUCGUCAAGCUGAGCGGGCUGCUGGGCUCGCGCACCAAGAGCGGGAGAGUCUGCCCGGUGACUGAGACCGCGUCUUCCCAGCUCACCUGCGAGCUUUGUGCUGAACAGCUAGAGCUGGGAAAGGCAACUUUCGAUCAAGCUAAGGGCGAGCUCACAUUCCAAGUGGGAGGAGACAAAAAGUUGGAGGCCGGCGCCUCUUACGCCCUCCAGUUUCCCCUGCUCAACCCCAGCAGCAGGCAGACAGCGAACUCUACAGUCCUCGUACAGUUUGUGGCAGGUGGGGUGACCGGCUCAAAAUUCAUCGUGGCUGGAAAGGUGCUGGAGGGAGGAGAGGCACCAUCCUUCCUCUUCCUCUUCGCCUCACAGUCAAACAACUUCCUCCAUCUCCACAACCUGCUGGAGAUCAGCUUCGCUCUCAACGUUCCCCUCCUCGACGGCACCGUCCUCCUCCUGGACCUCUUGGACUCUCGCGUGAUGCUCAACGUGUCUGAGAUGCAGCAGAUGGCAGGCAACAGCAGCAGUUGCGUCCUCCUCAACUCCACAACUGGCUCCGUCCUCGAGUUUCUUGUAGCUGAGAACUGCACGAUCGUAGCUGGGCAGCGGCUAGAGGUCAAACUUCUCGUGAAGAAUGACGUUGCAACGAUGCCUUCAGCGUCGCUGUCAAUGUCUGCGAGCUCUGGAGUCUGUCGCUCCUGCUCGCUCUCCUGCGACUGCAACUCCAUCCAGCCCUUCGACUUCAAGACACAGGUGACGCCGCUGGUAGGAGCUGUGAUGAGGGAUGUACGGGAGAUCGUGUUCAACAUGGCCAAGGUGGUAGAGAACAACACGCUGAUGCUGCAGGAGAACUUUCUCACUGUCAACUUCAGCGUCAACGCACAGAUAUCAGCCGGUUCAAACAUCACCAUCAUUGGUAUCGCGGGUGCAUCCACCGAUCUUAUGUCCCCAACUUGUGAGAGCGGGACUGAGGAGUCAUGUUGGGUAGACGUUACAGUCUUUGACGAGUUUGACCGUCCCAACGUCCUUGUCAGCGGCUUCUCAGCCCGUUUCCACCCUCUUGAUGGCAACUUGACGCUCUCGCUCAACCGGACCCUUCCAACUGAUCAGACCAUCACCAUCAGAUUUGCCGUCGUCAACGGUCGUGUCAAUCAAAAUGCUCAACUUGUCGUCUUGGGCGAGCUGGUCGUUGACAUCUGCCAGGGAAAGCUCAGCUGCAGUGAGACGAUUGACAUGAUCAGCACCGUCGAAGUUUCUCGCGAAGUUGACGGGCAGGUCUUGCGGAUGCAGGGAGCAGCUCAGAUCUCCUCCUUCUCCCUCCACCAGUCCUCCUUCGCCUUCAGCGCUCCCAACAUCAUCACUGUCACGCUCUCCACCAACUUCGCGCUCGUGGGGGGUCAAACGGUCCUGACAGUCUCCGGGUUCGGGCAGAUGACGUCACCGUCCUCGGCCCCAUGCGAGAUCGUCAACGAUACCAAGAAGCUGACGGAGCAGACUGGGAAGAUCCUAGUAGCCAACGAGCUUCCAAGCCCCUCCAUAUUCUUCUCCUCGUCUUCCUCCUCCGAGUGCAAGUGGGAGCAGUCCCAGCUGACUCUCAACUUCACCGUCCCCGAGGACUUCCUUGCAGGUUGGAAUCUUGUCUUCCAUUUCCUCCUCUUCAACUCUGGGACCUCUCGCAGCCCGUCCACCCCCCAGCUCUCGCUGACCAGCGGCGACAUCACCAUCUCCUCGUUCGCCGCCGCCUCUCAAUUUCUCGGAGGGUACGACAACCCCAAGUUCCUCAACGCGUCGGUGGAUGCACUCGAGCUCAUCUACGGCGGAUUUUCUCUGCUCUCCAUCUCCUUCGACACCAACAUCCUCCUUCUCUCCGACCCAACCCCGGCUCGCGUCACCAUUGCUGGUCUUGCGGGCUUCUCCUCCUCCUCCUCCUCCCUCGCUCUCUCCGGCUCAAGCCCUUUCUUGUCAUCUUACACGGGCGCGGCGGAGUGGGACGAGCAGCAGAAGGAGGUAGUGCUCAAGGGAGGGACGGUGGGGACGAGCGUCUCUUUCCAGCUGUACCUGCGGCUGCAGAGCUACCAGGUAGCGGGAGCGAACGCGUGGGACAGCAUCAGCAUCGUUGCCUCGUGCAACUACGCGACUCUCCCCUCCUUUCCCGUCAAGUUCGUGCGACCCAAGACCUUUGUAGCUCAGGCCCAGCUGGUGAGGGCAGCGGUGGCGGAGGCGAAUCAGAUUCAAGGGCUGACCAACAGGAUCACGUUGCGACUGACUUCUAACGUCGCUGUCUAUCCUCUCUCUCAGAUUGUAGUCUCUGGUCUCCUUGGCUCCUCCUCCCCCUCUAACCAGCAGCUCCCGCUGUACGGGGAGGAUGCAAAGGUGUUCGGAAACGCAGGGAGCUGGGAACAAGGAGGAGGAACGUUGACCUUGACUGUAUCUGCGGGGGUGACGGUUGAAAGCAACUUUGAGCUUGUCGUCUCCUUCGAUCUUGUCAAUUCCAUGCAGCCCAGCGCUGGCUCUGCUCCUACCGCUCAGCUUCUCCUCCGCUCCCCUCCUGAAUCCCUCGACACUCAGGUAAUCUCAACAACUUCCGUCCUGUGUGAGGGGCCGAAGAUCUUGACCGCGUCAAUCUCGGCGACGUUUGCGAGGAAGGAGGUAGCGGAGAGCAACGCAGUCAACAACGCCUUCAACACCAUCACAGUCACCAUGAUGCUCAACAGACCGGCUGCGACCAACUCGAUCUUUCAGUUCGACGGCCUAGCGAGUCAAACGGCGUCAGGGAACCUUGUGCUGACAGGCAAGAGCGGGGGACUGUUCGGAGGGACAGGAGUGUGGAGCAGGGAGGGGUCGUCGAUGAACGUGACCCUCACGUCUGACAUCUCUGAAUUCCUUCUCAUCGUGUUCUCCUUCUCCAUGAAGAACGUCGACUGCCUGUCAAACUGCACCAGCCGUUCGAUCUUCCUGUCGCUGAUAGUGGACGGAAUGAGAAUCAUCGACAGAAGCGAGGUCGUUGGCAAGGUGUUGGGGGCAGGCAGGAAGCUUUCAUGGAGAAACAAGCUGAUAUCUCAGACCUCGUCGGUCGCCAACAACUACAACAAGUUAUCUUUCACUCUCUCUCCUUCGGCUCCCAUCUUCGGCGGGUCCUCCAUCACCAUCACUGGGCUGCAAUCUGUUCAAGUUCGCCCCUGCAGCCUCUGCUCUCUGACCGACCAGGAGCUCAUCGCUGGCCUCGGCUGCUCCCCAGCUUGCAAAAAUUGCAGCCUGACGGACAAGAAGCGCUGCCUGCCGAUCUUCUUGGAGGACGGCAUUACACCCAACGUCAAGUUCGUCGACGCUCUUGCCACCUGGUCCCCCGACUUCUCGAGCGUCUCCUUCACGCUCGCGGCGGGGAGCUCCAUGACGGAGUUUGACGAUACGACCCUCUACGUCGUCGUCAAGAACUCUGCGACAAAGCAGACGCGCGCCGAGUGCUCGUCGAUGACAUGGCGAGAGGAUGCGAGGACGGGCCGGUGUUUGACCGCUCUGACUGGGCAUGCGACACUAUGCGAUAACGGCAACACCCUGACCGCCUGCUCCUCUCCCGCUCCCAUCGCCACCAUCCUUGCGGACGAGGCCCUCAACCGAACCCUCCUGCCCGGGUCCAUCGACCCCUGCGAGAUCUGCAUCCGCCCUCUUCUUCUUGCAGCGGUCAAUAACGCCUUGUCAUUGAAGAAGACAUUGAAAAUCGACGGUCUUGUCUUGACGGGCAACUAUACCUUCUCACUGACCCUCGUCAACUGGCUAAGGUUGCAGACGGUGGGAUCAGUAGCGAUACAGAAGAUUGACGAUUUCAUUCCUCUCCUCUACGUCGUCAACAUGCCAAGCAUCGUUACCACCAGAGACAAGUCUCUUGAGCUUGAAGCCAACGCCUCUGCCUCCUCCUGUUUGACUGCCUCCUCCUCCUCUUCCUCCUCCCUUGCUUCCUCCAUGCAGUACAUGUGGCGGGUGAUGUGCCUUCGAGGAAGCUGCAUGCAGGACAUGAUUUUGACUCAGAGUAUCUUUCAGCCGAUGACGUCAGCGACGAGAUUCCUGCGCGUCAAGGCCAACAGUCUGAGCGUCGGCGGGACGUACCGGUUCACGUCAACAGCCACAUUCAACGGAAAGUCAUCGAACGCGUCAGUUGAUGUUUUCGUCACUCCUCGCAAUUUGGUUCCCUUCAUCUCUGGCAUCAGUUCGGAUGGUGUCGUCGGCAACGCGAGUGCGAUCGCCAUCAGCGGCAUCAACACUUGGGACCCUGACGAGGCGACGACGAAGUUGACAGCAGGAGGAGGAGGCUUCGUUUUCUCGUGGAGCCUCUUUCAAGUUGACAUCUCUCCUGAGUUUGUCAACGGCGACUGGAAGCAGCCGGUGGAAAUCUUGACCGACAGAUCUUCUGCCUUAUCGGUCAGUUCCGACAAAGUCUCGGCAAGCAUAGCAGGAUCAGCUUUGCAGGCAGGCAGGCGCUACAGAGUCGCCAUGACUGUCACGCGCGACAGCUCGCGAUUGACGUCAAACUUGCCAUCGCUUCUCAGCUCUGACAUUCUCCACCUCUUUACCACCAAGGCAAACACGACAAAGGACUUCACGUAUCAGAUUGGAAGCUACGUCAACGUUGACAUUUUCCCGUGCGAGACUGACAAGCCUUUCUCAACGCAACUCUGCUCGGCGAGAACCCAGAAGUUUUUGCUGGCCUCGAGCAAGACCGUUCUCUUUGCCUCCAACAACGCGGCCGACGCAUCCAAGCUGAACUUCGAGUGGAGCAUCGAGAGUUCAGCCGACAGCCAGCUGGUCAGUCAGCCACACGUGUCUCGAACUUUCUCUGAGCGUUGGGUGCAGGCAAACUUGUCACAGGUGUCGCUUAAAGUCUUGUCGGGUCAAAUUCUCUCAAUCCAGCCCGGCGUCUUUGUCCCCGGCAGGACCGUCAAGUUCAGAGUCUCUAUCUUUGACUCGUCCUCCUCCUCCCUACGCGGCGCUGCCGUCCUGUCGCUCUUCGUCCGCAGCCCUCCCAGGGGGGGGAACUUCAGCAUCGAGCCCAGCAACGGCGAGGCUCUGACUACUACUUUCUCCUUCCUCGCUGACGGCUGGACGACCGAAGUCGAUAGCCUGCCUCUCACCUACUCGUUCUACUUUCUCUCGCAGGUGGAGGGGGCGAGCAUGGAGGUCGAGGUGGGAAAAGGAGAGCAGUACGUGCAGACUUCAAUCCUCCCUAGCGGAAGCGCGGCCAGCAACUGGCAGGUCACGGUCGGGGUGUACAUCUAUGAUGUCUACCUGGCGUUCAGCUCGGCAAAGACAACCGUAAAAGUGACAGAAGCGAUCGCUGUCAAGUCCGUGCUCGACCUGACUGCCCUCAUCUCCUCGGUCGACAGCCUCCUCGAGUCUGAGGUAUCCAGCAAGAUAGCAGACAAGGACAUCGCAGGAGCCCAGUCGAUGCUUGCAGUCGCUGCCAACGUCAUUUCAUCGCAGACAUUCUGUAAGGGCGUCCAGGCGGCUGCUGCUGAAUGCGCCGGCGCCAUCGCGUCAAAGUCAUCUCUGCGCUUUCGAAUCCUCCUGAAACUGUCGGAAGCGAACUUGACGCAGCCCCCGACCCUCGCGACUCUCGCAAGUCAGUCAGUCGCUUUCUCGCUGAUCUGCAGCGACCCGGUCGAGAUCGACACGAACCUGCAGCGGUACAGCAUCUCCUUUCUCAACCUCGCCAUCGGAUGCUACCAGACUUACCCCCAGAUGAUCCUUGGACCGGUCUCUGACCGACUGGUGGGCACCAUAAACGUGGUCCUGCGCACGUACUCCUCCAGCGGUUUGACAUCGCGAGGGACCUGGAAGAGCAACACGAUGGCAGCGAGAGGUCAGCUGAGAGCACUCACGAGCGAUCAGAACUAUCAGAAGAUGGCGCUGAACAUCCUCUCGUCCAUCUCGUCGCUGGCAGCGAGAGGUCUUCUGGUUGGCGAGCCUCCUCUCCAGAUGAACAUGUCGGAGUUCACCUUGUCAACUUGGGCUGUCAACAAAAACUCACUCAACGACUUCGAAGUCUCCAACGGCCUCACGUCAGCUGCUGUUUACGCCAGUCAGAUCCGAAGCUUGGUGCCAGACGUCGUAGAGGUUAUGGUCGUCUUCUGGAACCAGACGGCGAAGCUCCUGCAGGUGGGUCUUGACGGCUCUUCAUCAGUCGAGCCUAUCUUGGGGGGGAUGUUCACCCUCGAGCUGCGAGCAUCAGGAGCGAUCGAUCCUCUCCCGAUCUCCGACGCAACGCACGAGCUGCUUCGACUCUCGCAGGACCUCAAGCAAGUCUACCAAGCCAACCCUGCCAUGACAGUCGUCGGCGCAUCAUUUGACUUUGACAAGUGGAAGUGGAGCAUGUCAGGCAUCGUCGAGCGAAGUUUCCAGAGCUCGACGUUUGUGUUUGCCAGCAGCCAUCUCUCCUACUUCGCUGCACUUCAUGUCAAAGUUGGUUGCGACGGCGUUCCUCUCAGCCCGUUGGCGUUGGACGCCUGCGGAGUUUGCAACGGAGGAAACCAGUCUUGCUCGGGUUGCGAUGGGAUCCCGAACACAGGCCGAGACAAGACCUGCAGUGGACACGGGCAGUGCGGCGAGCUGACAAGAUGGUUUGGAGUUCUAUGCCAGAACUACUGCACUGAAGGCCUCACCUGCUCUGGCCAUGGCAUCUGUGACUCGCUCCUCGGCAAUCCCUGCGUGUGCGACAAGGGAUGGCAGAGCGACGCGACGAGCGCGACCUCGUUGCGCUACUGCAGCAUCCCGGUGACCCAAUCGCGGCCGGGCAGCUCGAGCAGUCUGCCGAUGAAGCUGUGGGAGAUGGUAGUCAUCAUCGUGUGCUGUGCCUUUGUUGUGUUCGUGACCUGCCUGGUUGUCAUCGUCCGCUUGUGCAAGUCAAGCAUGAGCAUGGAGAAAAUGCGCGACUCCCUCGUCGUUGUCAACGAUCCCUUUGACCUCCCUGUCGAUCAGCCCCAGCUCUCGCCAAGCGAGGUCAAAGACUCGCUCGUCGACAUGCGGAACAUGUUUGCCGAGGAGCCGCCGGCCUAUCACGCUGAUCUUGUCUAUGGCACGCUGGUUCCCGCCAAACCGGAGCCUGUGGUGGUGUACGAAGAGGAGGAGGAGGAGGAGGACAUGAACGGGGGGGGCGAGUACAACGAAGCGAGUCAGCUGGUCAUGUGGCACCAGGACGACAGUCAAAGUUCCUCAGUCAACUCAACCGACGAUGCCUUUGAUAAGGACUUCUUCAACGUUGGCACGUUCUUCUCCAAGAUUUACUCCACAAACGGCACUUGA